Messenger RNA from Penicillium bovifimosum, 1902 nucleotides. RefSeq lists its product as uncharacterized. Gene Ontology annotation, molecular function: phosphorelay response regulator activity; DNA-binding transcription factor activity; sequence-specific DNA binding. The transcript has 7 exons. The record is from RefSeq and is a predicted model, not a curated record. The coding region runs from base 1 to 1902 and encodes 633 amino acids. Gene Ontology annotation, biological process: regulation of DNA-templated transcription; phosphorelay signal transduction system. Lineage: Eukaryota; Fungi; Ascomycota; Eurotiomycetes; Eurotiales; Aspergillaceae.
AUGGACGGUGGCCAGACCUCUUCCAAUUCCGCCCCCGCUGGGAACUCUAGCGACUUUGUACGCAAAUUGUACAAAAUGCUGGAGGACCCAACCUACGCGUCUAUUGUACGCUGGGGAGAUGAAGGUGAUUCAUUUGUGGUGCUGGAGUGCGAGAAAUUUACCAAGACCAUCCUACCAAAACACUUCAAACACAGCAACUUCGCCAGUUUCGUUCGCCAGUUAAACAAAUAUGACUUCCACAAGGUCCGCCAGAACAAUGAAGAAAAUGGCCAGUCGCCAUACGGACAGAAUGCAUGGGAAUUCAAACACCCCGAGUUUCGCGCAAAUAGUAAAGAUUCCCUCGACAAUAUUCGGCGCAAGGCCCCCGCGCCACGAAAACAAACCCAACCCAGCGAUGAUUCCGUACCCACCCAACAGAUUGAUCUACUGAACCAGCAGAUUGUCGCCCAACAGCAGCAGAUCCAACAUUUAUCAGAUCGCUAUGCCCAGCUCACCGUCGAUCAUUCGCUCAUGCUCCAGGAAGUGAUGCGCGUGCAGAAGACAGUUUUGAAUCACGAGAAUGUCAUGAACCAAGUGAUGACCUAUUUGCUCUCGGUGGAUGCGCGCCAACGACGGGAUAACAAGGGCGUCUCCUUCCAAGGCGGAACUACCAUGAGUCCUUCUCAGGCGGGCACAGUGGACGACGAACCCUCAUCGCCUCUCCAGCAAGCCUCGAAGCUCCUGAACGACAUGAACGCUGAACUCCAAUUCAAUAUGAACGGCAAUAUGAACGGCGUCGACUCGAUGAACGAUCCCCAAAAGGCCGUCGUUUCGACCCCUACAAUUGAUCCGAAUGCGCGAAACGGUGCGAUCCGUCCCCCGACUGCCGCACCUCAGAACCCCGCAAUUGUUUACCCUAAGAUGGCCGGCGACCUGGAACAAGUAGUGUAUCCUGUGGGCGCCACGAAUGGCAUCGAUCCCAUGUACAGCGAGCAUAUCAACAAUGUUCCGUACCCGAUGCCUGCCAAGCAAGAAAUGGAUCCCGCAGAUGCUCGUCGGCAAUUCCCCGACAACCGAAAGAAAAGCACGAACGUGGACCCCGGUUGGGUGCGCAGCCCGCAGAUCCUCUUGGUUGAGGACGAUGCUACAUGUCGGCAAAUUGGUGGGAAAUUCCUGUACUCUUUCUCAUGUGUUAUUGAUACUGCGUUCGAUGGCUUGGAGGCUGUGAACAAGAUUCAGGGUGGCUCAAAAUACGACCUCAUUCUGAUGGAUAUCAUCAUGCCCAAUUUGGACGGUGUAUCGGCAUGCCAUCUCAUCCGCCAGUUCGACCGCACUCCUAUCAUCGCCAUGACCUCGAACAUCCGAAGUGACGAUAUCCAGCUUUACUUCCAACACGGAAUGGAUGACGUGCUUCCGAAACCAUUCACUCGCAAGAGUCUUCUUGAGAUGCUUGAGAGACAUCUGGACCAUCUCAAGCUCUCCCCACAAAAUCCCGGAAUGGAACCAGUACAACCUUCCGCAGCCGCCGUGACCAUGGCAGCUGCAGCUCAAAAUUCGGCCGCUCAGUCUAUCAAAGAAGAUAGCUCCCCAGGCCAGUCCCCCGCUGGCUCCAUGACCAACUGGCAAUCCCCCGGCCAAUUCCAGAACAUGCAGGCCGUGCCAUCAAACAUGCCCCCAGUCCAAGGACCAUACGUCACCGCUCAACCGGCUGCCUACACUGUUGAUCAGAAUGGCGUCCAGUACCCAGCACCACCGCCCCCAGUCGGAGUCCCCUCGGCAGGGGCUCCCGUCCGCCCUCCGCAUCGCCGUCAGAUGUCCGACAUGUCCAGCGCCACCGAUAACCCCAACAUGCCGAAACGGCAGCGCAUGUACUCUCAACCUCAACAACCAAUGCUUGCUGUGCAAGCUGGUCGACCUGGUUAA